Malaya genurostris is the source of this 1711-nucleotide messenger RNA. It is a transcript of the gene und, whose product is annotated as methionine aminopeptidase 2. The record is from RefSeq and is a predicted model, not a curated record. Lineage: Eukaryota; Metazoa; Arthropoda; Insecta; Diptera; Culicidae. Gene Ontology annotation, molecular function: metalloaminopeptidase activity. The coding region runs from base 41 to 1504 and encodes 487 amino acids. The transcript has 3 exons. Gene Ontology annotation, biological process: proteolysis.
AGUGAAUACAAAUUGGGGUUAGUUCUGGUUUACUGUGAAAAUGGCUGCUGUUGAAACGAAACCCGUGGAAACAAAAGAAAAUUUUGCCAAUGAUGAUGAGAAGGACGAAGUUGGCGAUGAAAAUGUAGACGGAAAUGCUCCAGAUGAUAGGAAAAAGAAAAAGAAACCGAAAAGGCCGAAAAAAUCUGCGGCAGAAAAAGCCGAAGCCGCAGCUCUAAGAGAAGCUCUUGCUGAGAAAGAGGCGGCUGAAAAAGCAUUAAAAAUUGCUGCUAAGGAAGCGGAAAAACUUAAAAAACAGCAAGCGGAAUUUGUCGUAGCAGAAGAUGAAGACGAAGAGGAGGAAGGUGGUUCAGAUGCUUCGAAGAAGAAAAAAAAGAAGCGUAACAAGAAGAAAGGAGUUGACAGUGGAAAAUUGGUGGCGCCUUCAGUGCCGAUUGCUGAACAAUUCAAGAAUUCGGAAUUUCCUGAGGGAGAAAUAAUGCAAUAUCCUGAUGCCACCACAGCCAAAGAUCGCUUCACAAGUGAGGAAAAGCGAGCUCUGGAUCGAAUGCAUUUGGAUAUCUACAAUGAACUGAGACAAGCUGCUGAGGCCCAUAGACAGACUCGACAGUACAUGCAAAAAUGGAUUAAACCUGGAAUGACAAUGAUUGAAAUUUGUGAAGAGUUAGAGAGUACUGCUAGGAGGUUAAUUGGCGAGAAAGGUUUAGAAGCGGGGCUCGCUUUUCCGACCGGUUGUUCAAGGAAUCACUGUGCUGCUCACUACACUCCGAAUGCAGGCGAUCCAACAGUGUUGGAAUUUGACGAUGUGACCAAAAUUGAUUUCGGCACUCACAUAAAAGGACGAAUCAUCGAUUGUGCUUUUACACUUUCCUUCAACCCGAAAUAUGACAAGUUGCUGGAAGCCGUUAAAGAUGCCACCAACACUGGAAUUCGAGAAGCUGGAAUCGACGUGAGGUUAUGCGACAUCGGUGCCGCUAUCCAAGAAGUAAUGGAAUCAUAUGAGGUCGAAUUGGAUGGUAAAACUUAUCAGGUGAAAAGUAUUCGCAAUUUAAAUGGUCAUUCAAUUAGUCCCUAUCGCAUCCACUCCGGAAAGACCGUGCCGAUUGUGAAGGGAGGUGAGACGACCCGUAUGGAAGAAAACGAGUUCUAUGCCAUUGAAACGUUCGGUUCGACCGGACGCGGAAUGGUUCAUGAUGAUAUGGACUGCUCCCAUUAUAUGAAAAAUUUCGACGCACCAUUUGUGCCACUACGGCUGCAGUCCUCAAAACAGCUGAUGGGAUUGAUCAACAAAAACUUUGGAACGUUAGCAUUCUGUAAACGAUGGCUUGAUCGAGCUGGUGCCAGCAAAUAUCAAAUGGCACUCAAGGAUCUCUGUGACAAGGGCGUAGUCGAAGCUUAUCCACCGCUGUGUGACGUGAAAGGAUGCUACACCGCACAGUAUGAACAUACGAUCAUGCUACGUCCAACCUGCAAGGAAGUCGUUUCACGUGGCGAUGAUUACUAAAUACGAAUCCGGUUGACGCUGACCUUCAUCUCGCCAGUGAUUGGAACAAGAUGUAAUCGGUUCCAUCGUUCGGGAUUCUUUAGGAUUGUUUCGUUUGCGCUUAAAAAACAGUGUCAUUCUAAGUUAUUCAUUUGUAACGAAGAAAUCGAUUAUUGAAUAUUCUGUACGCUAACAAAUAUAUUACUGAUGUACUGAUGUUAGUUUCAA